CUUGGGCCACCCUACCAUUUGCAAGGAAAAGAAAGAGGCAUUCGCUCUCUGGGGUUUGGUUGGCCACUCAGCACAUCCUGAUUCAGACUUAUUUAUCAUGUGUACGUGGAAACAUAAAAUGAAAUGUGUCGUUUGCACUAACAACCAGUACAAUCUAAGGAUGUGCUAGGGCAGCCCACAAGUGUCACCAUACAUUCCAUCAUCAACGUAGCGUGUCCACAAGGCUCAGCAGAACAACACAACACAACAAACCUGCUUUCUCUCUUCCCUGCCAACCACCUACCCACCCAUACCUCCAGUUGGAUAAUGCUUAAUCUGGAGCCCAAUUCCCAGCUAUAAACAUGUCGAAGGCUGACCUAGUUGAGAAGGCAAAGUUCGCUGAGCAGGCGGAGCGCUAUGAUGACAUGGCGGCCGCGAUGAAGGCCGUCGCUGAGAAGGGUGACGAGCUCUCAAACGAGGAGCGGAACCUGCUGUCUGUCGCUUACAAGAACGUGGUUGGGACUCGUCGUUCAUCCUGGCGAGUCAUCACUAGCAUUGAGCAGAAGAAUGAAGAUGAAGCUAAGGCGCAACUGGUAAAAGAUUACCGAGAGAAGAUUGAGAAGGAGCUUCAGGAUAUCUGCCAUGAUGUUCUGAGACUGCUGGACGAGUAUCUUAUCACCAAUGCAACUUCUUCUGAGAGCAAGGUCUUCUAUCUGAAGAUGAAAGGAGAUUACUACAGAUACCUCUCCGAAGUUGCAAACGAGGCACAGAAAGCGAAUACCGUGGAUUGCUCACAAAAGGCCUACGAUGAGGCAUUUCAGAUCAGCGAGGCUGACAUGCAACCAACCCAUCCCAUCCGCCUUGGUCUGGCCCUCAACUUCUCCGUGUUCUACUACGAGAUCCUGAACUCUCCUGAAAAGGCAUGCAAGCUGGCAAAGUCGGCAUUUGAAGACGCUAUUACAGAACUAGACUCUUUGACUGAUGAUUCGUACAAAGACAGCACCUUGAUUAUGCAGUUACUACGAGACAAUUUAACUUUGUGGACCUCGGACAACCAGGGAGAGGAAGUGGAGCAGGCUGAAGGGGAGAACUAAACCCACAUCACCUCCUGCCCCCUUUAUUCACUUUCACCUCCUGUCUGCCUAACUGCCCCACCGUUCUCCUGUUAGUAAUCACUGACUCCCCAUCCCAUAGACUCCAGGAUCACCAGCAGCCUGUAUUUCAAUGCACCAGCAAACACUGAGAGAAGUCUGUCACCAGCAGUAGCUCUAAGCUGUCGUGGUUACUGCACAUUUUGGUUUAGGUUAUGUGAAUGUAACCUGGCGUGUUAAGUUGAAAUUUCUCUUGUGAUAAUUUUGAAGGGAAUGUGUAGUGAAGAGACAGGUGUAAGGAUCACAUUCUUGGAGCACUUCAUGGCGAGAGACUUGUUGCUUUGUUAAAUCAAUUAAACAGUCAGCCCUGUUAGGUAGAGAGCUUUUCAUCAUCUUCCUGCUCUGUGACUUUCCUCUGGUCAUUUUCCUGCAGGUAAGAUCCCAUUGUCCAGACUGUCCUGUGCAAUCUCCACCACUACCCCCCCCCCCCCCCCACCCCACCCAACCACUUUGUCAGCAUGGCCUUGUGAACAGAUGGUAUUGCUGGCUUCCAUCGUUGCUUCAGUGAUUUUCCUGCUCUGGGAGCUGGGUGCUAGUGGGGAGUCUUGACAGAUAGUUGAUAGUGUAAUAGUUGGUGGGCUUUCAUUUCAAGCCAGCCAGUUGGGACUACCUUCUGCACUAUCGUCAUGCUGAUGACCCUAGUGUUUGUAGUUUCAGUGCCCAUGUUCCUGCCCCUCUCCACACUUCUGCACAAUCCACUGUGGGCUGCUGACUGCCUCCGAUGGGCGGUUCAGGUUUCGUAUCAGGUGUACUCGGUUACAUCAGCUGUCUCUUCCCUCUGCUCUGGGUUCCUUGUGUUUGUCCCCUCUGCCCUCUCCCCACCACCACCAUCCCCAUUUCCUGAUAUUCCAUUGGAAUAGGGAUCAUUUCUGUUGUUGUUCCUCUGUCUUCCAUUCAACGUUAUAAUGUCUCCUCACCUGUGGUAGUAACUUUGGUAACCAGCUGUAGCCUAUUUCUAAUCACUGUGCACACAUAUUCUUGGUAUUAAAAUAAUAUUUUUCUUCACUGAUGCAUCAGCCCUGACCUUUCCCUAUAAAUUCUGCCUUGAUGCUCUGAAGCUUCUUUUCAUGGAGCUGGUGAGAAGGGUGGGGGGGGUCAAUGUCAUCCAUUUAAUUUAUCAUUCCCCACCCCACCCCCCCGAGUAAUGAUAUUUUCUAAAUUAGACUGAAAAAACAGUCCUUCCAGCAUCAACCUACACUGUUCACUUCCCUGGACACCAAGUAUUGAUUGGCAGAUUUCAGUCAGGAUCUACUGGAAAGGCUUGGUGUCAGCUGCACCCAGGGGCAUUAGCUGAGCGGUGCCACAGUUCUGUUGAAAUGCAUUCUUACCUGUGUAGUUGGAAUGGAAAGGGUGGGAAUGUACAACAGUAGUCAGUGUCACAGAAUACAUUCCUGACUUUUGUUCUGAUCACAUUUCACAGAUGCGUACCCCUCAUCUAAUUGUCAUUUUAGUCUGUUUGUCCACUGGAAAAAUGCACCAUGCACUGAAUUUUAAAAAAUAAGAUUGAAAUUUCUUUUAGCCGACUUUUAGGUGAUCUCUGGUAGUGAACUUGGAACGGCCCCCUAUCCAGCAUCUGUUUAUCCUGUAGCUGCCCACCUGCUUGGUUUUUUACAGAUCAGUAUUCUGCCUCCAUUCACUUCUGUGGCUGUUGUAGCACACACGUGAUUGCGGAACAGUAGGACAAACAUAUUAAAAUUUGUUUUUGAUGUACAAUUAGAUUUGUGUAAGUUUUUUUUAAAUGGACUGCAAAGGAAAAUAAAUUCUGAACAUGUGCAAGACAGUUCAAAGUGAAAAUAAAAGUUUUAUUCAGUAA
Hypanus sabinus (Atlantic stingray) is the source of this 2943-nucleotide messenger RNA. RefSeq names its product 14-3-3 protein beta/alpha-1-like. Gene Ontology annotation, cellular component: cytoplasm. Gene Ontology annotation, biological process: signal transduction. The record is from RefSeq and is a predicted model, not a curated record. The coding region runs from base 342 to 1073 and encodes 243 amino acids. The transcript is spliced from 6 exons. Lineage: Eukaryota; Metazoa; Chordata; Chondrichthyes; Myliobatiformes; Dasyatidae.